CCCGGACGUGCAGGAGGAGGGACCGCUAGUCCGGCUGGGUUUGUAUGCUUGUGACGGGACAAGGAUGCGAUUGUAACUUGACAUGAACGCGUCUGCGGACACUUAACGCCAGGGAGAGAAAAGUCAAAAAGUUUUGUCACGCUUUACUCGCUCGGGGAAUGAGCGAGAGGAAAGUUGGCAUCGAGCUGUGAGGAGCAGGAGGAGGGGGAGAAGAAGAGACUGCUCACCUGGAGACGGACGGACAAGAAGGAAACUUAAGGCGACGAUGGCCGAGCACGAGAGCCUCGAGUUCGGCAAAGCCGACUUUGUGCUUCUGGACACCGUGUCCAUAGAGGAGUUUAUGGCCAACCUCAAGCUCAGAUUCGAGAAAGGGAAAAUCUACAGUUACAUCGGCGAAGUGGUGGUGUCAGUCAAUCCCUACCGUGUCAUGAACAUCUAUGGGCGCGACAUGGUGGAGCAGUACAAAGGCCGCGAGCUCUAUGAGAGGCCACCCCACCUCUUCGCCAUAGCAGAUGCUGCCUACAAAGCCAUGAAAAGGCGCAGCAAAGACACCUGCAUUGUCAUUUCAGGGGAAAGCGGGGCCGGAAAGACGGAAGCCAGCAAGUACAUCAUGCAGUACAUUGCUGCUAUCACCAACCCCAACCAGCGGGCUGAAGUCGAGAGGGUGAAGAACAUGCUGCUGAAGUCCAACUGCGUCCUGGAGGCCUUCGGGAACGCCAAAACCAACCGAAACGACAAUUCCAGCCGCUUCGGGAAGUACAUGGACAUCAACUUUGAUUUUAAGGGGGACCCGAUUGGCGGACACAUUAGCAACUACCUACUAGAGAAAUCAAGAGUGAUUUUUCAGCAAGAAGGCGAGAGAAGCUUUCACUCCUUCUAUCAGCUACUAAAAGGAGCUCCUGAUGCCCUGCUUCAUUCUCUCCACAUUCAUCGAGAUCCCAAAAUUUACAACUACAUUAAAGUGGGGGCCCAGAUAAAGUCCAGCAUCAACGACAGCGCGGAUUUCAGAGCCGUGUCAGACGCCAUGAAAGUGAUUGGCUUCACAGGGGACGAGAUCGGAACAGUCUACAAGAUCCUGGCCACUAUUUUACACUUGGGGAACUUGACAUUCGCUGUGGACGGCGACACGACGCUGAUAGAGACCAACAAGCUGGUGUCGGUGAUGGCCGAGCUGCUGUCCACCAAGCAGGAAAAUGUGGAGAAGGCUCUGCUGUUCCGCACGGUGUCCACGGGCCGUGACGUCAUCGAGAAGGAGCACACGGCGCAGGAGGCCGGUUAUGGACGCGAUGCUUUUGCAAAGGCAAUGUACGAGCGUCUCUUCUGUUGGAUUGUGGGACGCAUCAACGACAUCAUCCAGGUGAAAAACUACGACGCCAGGGUGCACGGGAAGGACACCGUCAUUGGGGUUCUGGACAUCUACGGCUUUGAGAUCUUCCAGAACAACAGCUUUGAGCAGUUCUGCAUCAACUAUUGCAACGAGAAGCUGCAACAGCUCUUCAUCCAGCUGGUGUUAAAGCAGGAGCAGGAGGAGUACCAGCGAGAAGGCAUUCCUUGGAAACAUAUCGACUACUUCAACAACCAGAUCAUCGUAGACCUGGUGGAACAGCAGCACAAGGGAAUUUUCUCCGUGUUGGACGAAGCCUGCAUGAAUGUGGGCAAAGUCACCGAUGAGCUUUUCCUGCAGGGACUCAAUGGCAAGCUAGCCAAACACGCCCAUUACACUAGCCGCAAGCUCUCACCGACUGACAAGAGUUUGGAGUUUGACCGAGAUUUUCGCAUCAGACACUAUGCUGGAGAUGUGGCAUAUUCGGUGGUCGGAUUCAUUGACAAGAACAAAGACACGCUGUUUCAGGACUUUAAGAGGUUGCUAUACAACAGUUCCAACCCGGUGCUGAAGGCCAUGUGGCCCGAAGGCAAACUGAGCAUCACAGAGGUCACCAAAAGGCCGCUGACUGCCGCCACCCUUUUUAAGAACUCCAUGAUCUCCUUGGUGGAAAACCUGGAGAGCAAGGAGCCCUACUAUGUGCGCUGCAUCAAGCCGAAUGACGUCAAAUCACCGCUGCUCUUUGAGCGCGAGCGUUGCCGCCAUCAGGUGGAGUAUUUGGGCCUGCUGGAGAAUGUGCGAGUGCGCCGUGCCGGAUUCGCCUACAGGCAGACGUACACACGAUUCCUACAGAGGUACAAGAUGAUCUCAGAGUUCACGUGGCCCAAUCACGACCUCCCCUCAGACAAGGAGGCGGUCAAGAAGCUCCUUCAGGGGUGCCGAUUUGACAACGAUGUGGCCUAUGGAAAGACCAAGGUGUUUGUGCGCACGCCACGCACACUCUUCAGUUUGGAGGAGCAGCGCACUGAAAUGCUCCAGAGGAUUGUUCUGUUCCUGCAAAAGGUUUGGCGAGGCACAAUUGCCCGUAUCCGCUACCGACGGAUGCGUGCAGCCAUGGUUAUUAUCCGGGCUUACCGCCACUAUAAAGUGAAGUCAUACAUUCGUGAGCUGAACCGCCGCUUCCGCAACGUGCGCUCCAUGAAGGACCGUGGCCGGCACAUCAAGUGGCCCACGCCGCCUAAAGUUCUGCGCAGGUUCGAGGAGGCGCUCAGGAACAUCUACAACAGAUGGUGGGCCUGGACACUGAUCAAAGGCCUGACUGCAGAGGAGGCUCUGCAGGUGAGGGCCAAAGUGGCAUGCUAUGAGGCUCUCAAGGGCCACAGGAUUGACUUGGGGCUGCAGAGACCCUGGGAAGGAAACUAUUUGAAGCGAGACAGUCCCAACAGCACGGCGUCCUUCACGUUGGUCUCCAGCGAGCUGCAGCGCAGAGAUAAAUUCAUGCGGGUUCUGUUCGCGUGCAACGUACGAAAGAUCAACCACUUCCACAAAGCAGAGGACCGAGUUGUGCUCAUCACCGACCGCCACCUGUACAAAAUGGACCCCCUCAAGCAAUACAAGCCCAUGAAGAGCAUCCCCCUCUACAACGUGACGGGCAUGAGCGUGUCGCCGGGGAAGGACCAGCUAGUGGUGUUCCACACCAAGGACAGCCGCGACUUGGUGGUGUGCCUGCAGGGCCUGGUGCCCGCCAACGAGAGCCGCAUCGGGGAGCUUGUGGGAGCCCUGCUCAGCCACUUCAAGAGCGAACGUCGGCGUCUCCAAGUGAAUAUCGCCAGCCCCAUCCAGUGCAGCAUGAACGGCAGGAAAUGCAUGGUGGUAGUGGAGCCCAAAACCAACCAAUCGCAACCCGACUUCACCAAGAGCCGUGCCGGCUACGUGCUAGCCGUGCCUGCCAACUGAAGGCGUGACUGAAAGGUGACUGACUUGCCGAAUCGUCCAAUCGCAGCUUUAAAAAAGUUAGCACUGUUGGAUCGUCUUUUUUUUCUUUUUUUGUGCAAUAUUGAUGUCUUUUUCUUGUCGAUCCAAGGAUAAGUUGAAUUUUGUUGAUGAAGGAUUUAAAUGGUUGUUCAUGCCAAAGUCUUGAUUUAGAUUUUUUUUUGUUUUUAGUCGGGAUGUGUUGAGCACAUCUUUGAUUUAAUUAAGUUAAUUUAAAAACGUCAUGACCACACUUUAAAUUAAAAUGCAGCAAGGUGAGCGAUUUGUUGGUUUGUCUUACAUUUUUGAGGUACGCAGUUCGGGUCUCUGUUCUCCUUAUUACACUCCCAGAAAAUGUUAGAUUAAUGGAAUACUCAAGAUUUGUGACAGCACUAACAUAUAUAUAUAUGUUAUCGUGAACAGCGAAAAUAUGUAUAUACUGUAUUAGAGCUGUCACUUGAAAAAUGUAGUGCUUAUAUUUAAAGCCUAAAUCUGAAAAUACAUUUUUGUUUAUGUUUAUAUGCAUGUUUUUCAAAAAACAAAUCUGUUAAAAAGUGGGACUAAGUUUUGUUAAGCAAAAAAAAAUGUUAUAUUUUUGGAUUUGUAAGUAUUCAGCAUACGAAAUAUUGAUUGAAUUGUGUUUUAAUUAUUCAGCUGAUUAAUUGGUGCCAAGAAAACUCGUAUCAGUCAUGCUGAUUUAAUGACUCGUUAACUAGCACGCUAAUAGAUGCCAAUCAACCACCCCUUUAUGUUAUAUCGUGUGUGUCAAGUGAGCCAAAAAUCGCGUUUGUGUUCAGUGGCGCAAAAGUGACUUGUGCGUGCGCCGGAGUGCCCAAUCCGCUUGUUAUCCUCCACUUGGCCUCGCAACCAACACACACAGGCACGCCAAGAAGAAGAAGAGGUCAAAAAAAAGUCCUCCUCACUCUUCUUCCUUACUUCUUAACUCAUUGGCUGCCAUUGAUGGUGAUAGACAAACCGGGGUUGCUUUAAACAUGAAAACUUUUGACUAUUUAAUACUUAGAACACUAAAACUAAGGCAACAUAUCAACACACUAAUUUUAUGAUUUAACAUUGGUUGCCAGCUAAAGUAUUACUGUCUAUCACAAUGUAAAACCAUGGUGAAUCACGGUCUCCAUACUUUCAUAAUACAAAAAAUAUACAUUAAAAGUACAUGAAGUACAAUUGGAACCUUGACAUUGAAUUUAUUCAGAACCAAAGUUGUGUAUUCUCAGUUUACAAACACACCAAAUCAGCUAGCUAACCUAACUCAAACUACCAAAAAUUGGACAUCUAUCCCCGUCAAGGUGUAAAAUCAAGAUCCCGCAGCAUACUCAACACAACAUAAGAGUACACUUGCGCCAAAUUUCCGUUCUUGUUCGUUAUUUAUUGUGUUUUAUGUUUAUGCAUUCACAAGUGCCUCAGUUUAUUUUACAUUUGUUCUUAUUCUCAUACAAUAAACAGACCAUGCAGUA
This is a messenger RNA of Corythoichthys intestinalis (scribbled pipefish), 4767 nucleotides long. It is a transcript of the gene myo1d, whose product is annotated as myosin 1D. Gene Ontology annotation, molecular function: ATP binding; microfilament motor activity; actin filament binding. The transcript has 22 exons. Gene Ontology annotation, cellular component: plasma membrane; myosin complex; microvillus. NCBI's taxonomy places the organism in Eukaryota, Metazoa, Chordata, Actinopteri, Syngnathiformes, Syngnathidae. Bases 266 to 3280 code for a protein of 1004 amino acids. The record is from RefSeq and is a predicted model, not a curated record. Gene Ontology annotation, biological process: vesicle transport along actin filament; actin filament organization.